UCUUGUUUGAAUUAGGACAAGCACUUCCACUGUUCCAUUAUGUUAUUACAUAUUAAAAUGUUCAAUAUUUUUUGGUUAUGAGUGAAAAGGGACGAAUAAGCUCUCUUUGAAUCUAAUCUAAUUUCUUCUUAUUUUUGAUUAAUUCCAAACUCAUUCAUCCUAAGCGCUUGAAGUAUGGAAUAUUCAAUUCUAAUUUGCCCAUAAUUGUUUGAUAUUUUCCCGUUACAUUUCUUUUUUUCGAUUCAAAUCAUUUUUUGGGUCAAUGCCUUAAUUUCCCUUUUUUAAAUUUCUUUCAACUGUUAUUCCAAAUUUCACUUACAAAUUUUUAAAGAUGAGAAUGAGCAUUUCGUGGUUCAUUUUCAUUGUUUUGAAAUAAAUGAGAUCAAACACUGCUAAGAAGAACUGAUAUAGAUAAGAAUAAUUAGUUACGUCGCAAAUUUAUUUGUGCUUUGUUAGGGCCGAAACUAGCCUAUGUUAUGAUAUUAUACAACAAUAUAAUUCCGUCACAGUAGAUAAUACCAGGAACAACAGAAAUUUAAUAAAAGAGUGGAAUUAUAAAUCUUGCAGAUAAGAUUGAUUUGGCCUAAUAGUUUUUUUUUUUUGGUGAAGUUCAUUCUUCUGCUUCUGCUUCUCUUUUGAAGCCUCUGGCAGGAAAGGCUAUCUGCAGGAAAUGUCAUCCAAGGUGUGAAACAUGUACAGGCUAUGGUUUCCACGUAUUCAUGUGCACCAGGUGCGCAAGGUACAGAGACGGAGAGCAAUGCGUGGAUGAUUGUCCCUCCGACAACUACAGCAGAGACAACCCUGAAAGUUUUGACUAGUGAUGUUGAUCAUCGGCCCUUAGUGCAUGUUUUGAUAAUGUCCACUUAACUGUGUUCGUGCUGUUUACGCUUCAAAUUCAGCCCAGAAGGAAUUGAACAGCGGCAUAAAAGUCAAGAAAUAGAUAAAAUGUUGGAAAAAGACAAGCAAACACUUAAGAGACAGUUUGCAUCGGCACCAAUGCCCGAUUGUCGGUUCCCUCCAAUAGAGAACACCAUUAUGCCAACCUCAAGGACAGAUUCAUGAACUGUACAUACGUUGAUGGUAACCUUGAGCUGACAUGGCUGAAAGACGACAGUUUAGACUUCAGUUUCCUUCAGUACAUCAGAGAAGUAACGGGAUACAUCCUGAUCUCACACGUGGAAAUCAAGAGGAUAGUUCUACCGAAGCUCCAAAUCAUCAGAGGAGGAACUCUUUUCAGGAUGAACAACGGUGGUGAAGAAUUCUCCUUGAUAGUGUCCUUAUCCAAGAUGUAUACCCUUGAAUUGCCUGCUUUGAGAGAUGUUUUAAGCGGAAACAUUGGACUGUUCAAUAAUUAUAACCUAUGUCAUGUGAAAACGAUAAACAGGGAAGAAAUUAUGUCUGACCCAAACUCCAAGUAUAGUUAUGUUUACAAUUUCACCUCCCCUGAAAGAAUAUGCCCCUCUUGUGAUAAAAAAUGUGAAGCUGGUUGUUGGGGCGAAGGAGAAGAAAACUGCCAGAAAUUCUCGAAAGUGAAAUGUAGCCCCCAAUGUUUUGGGGGCAGGUGCUUUGGAUCUCAACCUAGAGAGUGCUGCCAUCUUUUUUGCGCCGGUGGUUGCGUAGGGCCAAAACAAGGCGACUGUAUUGCUUGUAAGAAUUUCUACAACGACGGUGAAUGCACCCAAGAAUGCCCUCCGAUGCAGAUUUACAACACUGUUAAUUAUUCUUGGGUGCCAAACCCCAAAGGAAAGUACGCUUAUGGUGCUACUUGCGUCGAGAAAUGUCCUGAACAUCUCCUCAAAGAUAAUGGCGCUUGCGUACGUACCUGUCCUCCCCAAAAGAGAGCAAAGAACGGAGAGUGCAUACCAUGUGAAGGAAACCAAAUGAACAAAAAAAAAUUCUAACAUAACAAAUUCUUCGAU
Molecule: messenger RNA, 1919 nt
Organism: Harmonia axyridis
Lineage: Eukaryota; Metazoa; Arthropoda; Insecta; Coleoptera; Coccinellidae
Product: epidermal growth factor receptor-like
Exons: 3
Coding region: 1059-1901 (280 amino acids)
Biological process (GO): multicellular organism development; positive regulation of kinase activity; positive regulation of cell population proliferation
Cellular component (GO): basal plasma membrane; signaling receptor complex
Molecular function (GO): transmembrane receptor protein tyrosine kinase activity
Source: RefSeq, a predicted model, not a curated record